AUGCACGUCCUAGCCCAGGAAUCACAAUGUGGAUUUGGGGGAUGGAGGCCUAAUUGGUUACAACGUUUUGCUACCAAACAAUGUAUGCUCUUCCUGAUGUGCUGGUACUGUACGGUACAAGGAUUAAUCGUCAACGGAUUGAUACCAUCUUCGAUUUCAUCGAUUGAACGAAGAUUCAAAUUCCCUACGAGUACAUUGGGGCGAAUUAUGCAGUUUUAUGACUUUGGCUAUGUGUUAUUUUGCAUUCCGGUUUCGUAUUUUGGGGGCCGCCAUUCUAAGCCAGCGGUGCUUGCUGGUGGCUUGUUCUUGAUGUGUAUCGGGUCCUUUUUGUUUUCAACCCCUCACCUCAUUGCCGAUUCAUAUACGGGUGGAAACGGCGGUGAUGAGAGCUAUGGGAAAUGCUUAAUUCCCCUUGCCUUCACGGAAAAUUCUUCAGAAUCUGUAGCCUCCGCCGCGGCAAGUCGGCAAUGCCCAGCUCCGGAAAAUCAACCUGGAACAUUUCGCUACACUUUUCUCUACUGCAUGGCUCAUUUUCUUCACGGCAUCGGUGCUACGCCACUUUUUACAAUUGGCGUAUCGUACAUUGAUGAAAAUGUGGGCCCGGCCACCUCCUCGUUAUUUGUUGGAAUUUUCUACGCUUUUGCCAUCUUCGGACCGGCCCUCGGUUUUCUUAUCUCCGGUCAUUUCCUACAGUAUCACACCGAUUUCUACCAUCUACCACCAGAGCAAUUUUUGAAAGUGAAUACGCUGGAAGAAACGGACCCAAAAUGGGUGGGCGCCUGGUGGCUUGGCUUCCAGCUGGCAGCGUUAAUCGGGGCAUUGGCCAUAUUCCCAAUUUGCUCUCUACCAAAAGUGCUGCCAGAAUCUCUCAAAUGGCAUAGAUCGAGACUACGAAAUGAAACUUUAACGGGCGGAUCGAAAAAGAAGACUCCAGAAUGUUGCGGUGUUCCCGCCAGUGGAAAAACGGCGGCUUUAACUGGGGAAUUUUUGAUUGAUGAAAAAGCAGCCUCAAAUGCCCUUCAUGACUCGAUGCCUGCCGUGACAGCCCCCAGAAAGGGACCACUCUGGUAUCAACUAUGGCUGGAUGUCAGACACAUUCCCAUUGCCAUCUAUAACAUCUUGUUAAAUGCUCCUUUUAUGCUGAUCACAUUAGCCAUGGGAAUCGACGGCCUCGUCGUCACUGGCGCCAGCUCAUUCAUGCCAAAGUAUCUGGAACGACAGUUCAACGUAGCGCCCAGCAAAGCUAAUGUCCUAAUCGGUUCAAUCAUGGUACCAAUGGCUGGAAUCGGAACUAUGGUAUCAGGGUUCAUCGUGCAACACUUUCGAUUAAGCUGCUGUCAAACCAUUAAAUUUUCCAUUUGUCUGCUCGCUCUUUCGUUAUUGUUAACCCCAAUGUACUUGAUCUACUGUGAUCAUGAUCCAUUGGUUGGAGUUGAGCAGCACUAUCCCGGCAGCAAUUUCACCGACCAAACCCCGCUCUCCCUCUACAACCAAUGCAAUGCAAAUUGCGAUUGUCUGGAGGCAGAGUACCAUCCGGUAUGCGCUGAAUUCGACGACGGUACCCAAAUCUCCUACUACUCUCCAUGUUUUGCCGGAUGUGAGCAACCAUACCAAACAGCACGAAAGUUUUAUACGAACUGUACCUGCGUACCGAUGAACACCAAAGGAAACCCGAGACAGGUCAAAAAGGGAUUCUGCGAAUCAAAAUGCUCGGGACUCUUCGGAUUCCUCGGCUUCUUCGUUCCCUUAUCUUUCUUCACAUUUGCCGUUGGCGUUCCGUUGAUUUCUGUAGUCCUCAGAACCGUGCCUUAUGCCGAACGAUCCUUUGCCCUUGGAAUCCAAUGGAUAUUGGUGCGAUUGAUUGGUACCAUCCCGGCGCCAGUUUUGUUUGGGUGGAUGUUCGAUAUUAGUUGCAUACAGGCGAGCAAAGAUGAAUGUUCGGGAGAGUCUGGAAGUUGUAUGCUAUAUGUUAAUAAGCUACUGGCCGACUUGUUCCUGACAUUUUCUAUUGUCGGCCAGGUCAUCGCCAUGGUGCUUCUCGUUCUAGUACUAAUGAUGUUCGGCAAUCAAUUGAGAGAUGAAGUCCUACCUACGGACGCUGAAGUUGAAGCCAAUCAAAUAAUCCCGGAACUUGAACACAGCGAUAUUCCGGAAAAAGAGCCUCUAAACGUCGUCCGCGAGGAU
Mesorhabditis spiculigera is the source of this 2184-nucleotide messenger RNA. The record is from the annotation of a GenBank genome assembly. Lineage: Eukaryota; Metazoa; Nematoda; Chromadorea; Rhabditida; Rhabditidae.